Armigeres subalbatus is the source of this 2785-nucleotide messenger RNA. It is a transcript of the gene TAF1B, whose product is annotated as TATA box-binding protein-associated factor RNA polymerase I subunit B. Gene Ontology annotation, biological process: nucleolar large rRNA transcription by RNA polymerase I; RNA polymerase I preinitiation complex assembly. NCBI's taxonomy places the organism in Eukaryota, Metazoa, Arthropoda, Insecta, Diptera, Culicidae. Gene Ontology annotation, molecular function: RNA polymerase I core promoter sequence-specific DNA binding. The record is from RefSeq and is a predicted model, not a curated record. Gene Ontology annotation, cellular component: RNA polymerase transcription factor SL1 complex; RNA polymerase I core factor complex. The transcript has 2 exons. Bases 177 to 2726 code for a protein of 849 amino acids.
CAUUCAACUCAAAAUUCCGCCGAAUCGAAAUCAAAAUGCUCUGAUGUCAAAGUCGUCAAAGUGAUGUUUGAUAUUACCCCGGUUUUAAUUUCGUUGAAUUUCCGCUACAAGUGCGCUUUUAUUCAUUUUUCAUGUGAGUAGAGUUUAUUCAGACACAACCGAUACAACCCAGCAAAAUGGAUGCAUGUGAAGUGUGCGGCCAAAAAGAAUUUACGGUGGAAGAGGGUUUCCACUACUGCACCGAGUGUGGAACGAAGUCGCAACGGCAUGGCCCGGAGCUAGUGGCUGAUUUCGAUGAAAAGUUGGAGACGGGUGUGAACCCUGUCACUACGGCCAUCCGGAUCAAACAGGACAAAAAGAAGGGCAAAAUGCUAACCAGCUGGGAAGUGGUAAAUUACAUUUUGCUUGGCUACACCGAUCGACUGGUGGCAUUAGGUGCCGGUAACGACUUCAAGAUGACGGUGCUGCAACUGUGGACGUAUUAUCUACGUCGGAUGGAAGUGGCAUUCUUUGAUAAGAAGAAACCGGAACGACCCCGAUUGGAUGUUUUCCAUAAGUCGAUAGAUGCGAUGAUUCUGUACAACCGUAAAAUCAAAAAGAAACCAGAGCGCAGAAAAAGUACUGACUCGAGUAGCAAAGUGACCAGUUCGGUGACAACUUCUGGAACGGCGAUGAAUAGAAAGAUACGCUCGGAACAGCGGAGUUUGCUGAAUGCAGAGUACGAUUCGUUUAGGGCCAGCCAGCAAUCGGACGUGAACAGAUCUUUACAUGAGCUUUCGGUUCAAUCUUUGAAUGCCAGUUUGUCGGGAACUGAGAGUGAAACCAGCUCGAAAAGUGCGGGACAAAGGAUAAAAUUUUCUCGUCGGGCGAGAACGAAAAUGAAGCACAAGCUCAAAAUGCAGAAAGGACACAUUGAAAAGCACGAGAGCGAUGUAGAAGACAUGUUGAAAUGCCAUGGAAAUAAACAUCAGAGCAAAAUUGCCAGAAGGCAUAAAAUGGAACCGGAAUGUUUGACGAGAACAACGAUAGUUUCCCUUCUGGGGUUGGCUUUAAAUGUAAGCCAGAGCCAAGUUCAGUUGGCAGAUUUGAUGCGAUUCCAUAGAGAGGAACAUCUUUUAUCAACAAAUCUUAUGCAGUAUAUCCCGGAAGAAGUAGAAUCUAGCAGUUGCACAGAAACGUUGGCGCAACUCCAGAAAGGGCAAUCGUUUUCGCAUCACAAUCUAAACAUGGGCAUCGCACGAUUAGUCAAAUUUCUGAACGUCCAACCAGUUACUCCGGAUCUUAGUCAACUUUGUAAACGCUAUCUCGAGGAAUUGUGUCUUCCGACUGACUUGAUGAUAUACUUGGACAGACUGUUGGCUGUUUUUCCACCAAAAAUGAUGCACUAUAAUAACAAGUAUCUCCCAAACUACGAAGGCAGGGCAAUGGCAUUUAUUAUGUUCCUGCUCAAGUUACUUUUCGGAUGCAACGAUUUUACUGAAAUGAAAUUGUCCAAAUCUGCCGCGAAGUUCAACACCUUGCUUACCAAUCUCGGACCAUCAUAUCGACCGAUUUUUGUUUUUCGGGAAUGGAUCCGUUAUCUGGAAAUGAGAAAAGUCAUCCUGGCCCAAGUUCAUCAUCCUACGAAUCGAUUAUUGUCCAAAGAAGAGGGAGUUGAGCAAGACGUGGCACUAUUUAUCGACCACAACAUGCGCAAAAAGCAGGGUGGAGAUUUGUUUCGAGCGACAGCUAAGACAAUAAACCGCAAUUGGAUGUCCAAAUUGAAGGAUUUUGUCACAAACAUGGUUAACACUCACCAUCGUCUAAAUUCGGACCAACCCAGCCAAAAAAGUAUUGAAUUUGAACCCAGCCUUACUCCGAAUCGAUCAUACUUUGAAACAUUCAUCUUGUGUUACAAUGAUGAUGGCGAAAAAUACGUGCCGGAAUAUAUGAAUGAUAAUCAUUCCGAACGCACGGUUGCUCCACUUGUCAGCCCAUCCGAUCUUAAACAGCUUCUUCGCUUCAAUCAUCAAAUCUCGCUCAAAACGAAAAGCGUGUCAUCGGCUAUUUGUCAACUGGAAUUUAUAGACCAAACGAUCGCGAAUAAUGUUCUCCACGAGUUGCUGAGAAACGAGUCGCCCUUCCUACUCAUCGACGACUGCAAUGAAUCCACCUGGAUACCCCCGGCCAAACGAUCUUUUCAAGCCCCAUCUCACGAGAAAAUCCUUUCCAAGGUUUUGCUACGCAACGAAGAGCAACAUGAAAUAAGUCACAAUGUCAUCGAACAAAAACGAGAUUCCUCGAAAGACAACGAUCAAACAAUGACAGACUCCACAUUCAUGUCCAAUGCAUCGGUGGACCUAUCCGAGUUGCAAGACACCUGCUCUCAGGAUUCCUUCGUGCCACCGUACCAAAAUACAACGCACUCGCUUUUGACGCCGAACUACGACUAUUGGGUCCGAUUUUUCCCUACUUCCGUCUUCCUGACGAGGGAACAGUUUGACGAGGAAAUCGCAGCAACAUUGCCGGAUAACUUUCGCCUGGUGCUGGAGGAAUGUGCCCGAAUAGUCGAGAGCCAACCUUUGGACCUCUACAAAGAACUGAUGACGGUGGAGACAUACUUGUUCUACGCGGUGCAGCCGGUCGAGCGAUUUUUCGAUGGGACCGAUGGUUGUAAAGUUCAGUUUGAGACCCAAUUCGGUUCCAGGAUGGUCAUGAGGGUGCGCGAAGCGAUGGAAAGGUAUUGAGUUUAGGAUUUUUUUUCUGUAUUAUUCGGAAAGCAAAUACCUAAUUGUUAAUAAGUUGA